Molecule: messenger RNA, 628 nt
Organism: Juglans regia (Persian walnut)
Lineage: Eukaryota; Viridiplantae; Streptophyta; Magnoliopsida; Fagales; Juglandaceae
Exons: 2
Coding region: 42-476 (144 amino acids)
Molecular function (GO): zinc ion binding
Source: RefSeq, a predicted model, not a curated record
CAUCCACCACGGGCUCUUCUUCAUCUGUUGGUAAACGAAGUAUGGGUCAACCAUUAUGCUUUUGUGAAGUUGAAGCCCAAGUGAGAUACUCAUCUACUACAAGAAAUCCAGGACGACCCUUCUUAGGGUGUCCUAAGUACAACACAAAGGGAUUACCAUAUUGUAAGUAUUUCAAGUGGGUAGAAGAGGAUGAAUACAAGAAGUCCGAUCUUCGAGAAAUUCACAAUGAACUAUUAAGAACCAAGAAAGAGCUGAAGAAAAUACUGGAUGAUAUCGAAAAGAGCAAGAUUGAUCUAUGUAAAAGAGCUGAUGAGAUUGAGAUGAAAGAGAUGGAGCUAUCCCAUAGAAAUGAGGAGGUUGUGAACAAGGAGAUGGCGCUUGUUGUACGCGAAGCUGAAUUAAGACGUUCACGCACACUACUCCGGGUGUAUUGGGCAUUUACAUUUGUUGUAGCAUGUUAUUUGUGUUGUCGAUAAGUGACUUAGGAUUAGUAUGAUUGUGUAGAUUAAGACACUCAGAAUAUUUUCAAAGUGUAAGUCAUUUUUGUAUUUUUAUUUUUAUGUUAAUGAGUUGUGGAAGAAACUGGAUGAAGCUACCGUGUUUGAUAUUUUUAUGUUAAUGAGUUGUG